Eurytemora carolleeae is the source of this 618-nucleotide messenger RNA. RefSeq names its product heparan sulfate 2-O-sulfotransferase pipe. Gene Ontology annotation, molecular function: sulfotransferase activity. Gene Ontology annotation, cellular component: membrane. NCBI's taxonomy places the organism in Eukaryota, Metazoa, Arthropoda, Copepoda, Calanoida, Temoridae. The record is from RefSeq and is a predicted model, not a curated record.
AGAAAUGCACAAUCAAGUUACUUUAGUAGAGGAACCAUAAUGAAAAAUAAUCAAUUUUAUGAGAGAGAAACCUGGAUAAAUUAUUAAUUCUUGAUUCAAUGGUACAUGCCAAUCUAUUAUAUGGAGCUAGAGGCACUUCAAAUUAUGAUUACAGUCUCUGAAAAAAUAUUAUUUUUCAAUAAAUCAAGAACAUUUUUCAUUCAAAUAUUUUUGUUCAGAUUCAGCGAGAUAGUUGCUCUUGUCUCCUUGUCCACCACCUUCUUCCUCUUCAUACACACCAGGGACCUCAACAUCAGACUGGCGGAGAAUGCGCAGUUCGAAGCAUCCGUCUCCGGUUCAGCAUCCGCCAUAGGACAGGGAGAGAGCAGUUUAAACAAGGAUCGUCGGAUAGAGGCGGAAAGAUUGGCGGAUUUAGAGCUGUAUGGGAAGCUUGAUCCUAUGGAGCUGAAUAAUACAAGGAAGGCUGUGAAAGAAACAUUAUUUUUCAACCGCGUUCCCAAGGUUGGUAGUCAGACCACAAUGGAAUUAUUAAAAUCUUUGGCAAUAAAGAAUAAUUUUCAUUAUCAUAAAGACAGAACGCAGAAGGUGGAAACCAUUAAACUCUCCAACAGUGAGCAG